GUUGUACCUAACAUGAUGUUCCCUUAGGUUGCUUUGUAGUCUUUUCCUUAGUCCCUAUCUAUUGGUUAGAGACCCUUAGAAGCAUUUCCCAACUGUUUUUAGCGUUCCCUUGCUAGAUAUGCUGUAUGAAGUAUUGUGUUCAGAAGUCAUGACACUUACGAUAGUAUUAUAAAUGUCUGGGCUUUGAUGACCAAACCUGGGGCAUGCAAAUGCUAUAUGAUAGUUUUUUUUCCUCUCCGUCAUCUAGAUUUUAGAGUAUACUAAGUUAGGUUAAAUGUAUGUCUGUAUCCGUUCGUCUAGAAGUUACUAUUUCCCAGUUGACUGACCAGUGUUAGUAUUACAAUGCUGUAUGAAAGCACUACAUCGGGUAACCUGCAAUCCUGGUGGGCUUAGUCAUACAUGGCUUCCCAUGAACUUCGGAGAGUGAUGCCUUUGUUCUUGUAUGGUUUUCCUUAACAUGUAGCUCCAAUGUUAUUCUUGUGCUGCAUUUAUUCUUAGAAGACGGAGAUGCAGAAGUCUGACAAUCACGAGCAGAAACUUACAUCACCAAGGGGACUGAUCCAUAAAGUUUUUCGUCGUACAAAUAGCAGGCGAUCUCCAACUGCAGCAGAGCAAGACCCUUCUCCUGUAUUUCCAGAAACAAGCAAUGCUAAAUUCUUGAAGCAAAAUAAUUCAGAAGAUGCUAUCAAGGAUCAAGAAAAGGCGAGCACGCAUGAUAACCGAAUUGAAGAUGAGAAGUCUGAUUUGUUAGGAUAUGAAGUCUGCUCUGGGAAGCUUACAUUAGAUUACAAAGGUAGAAGUGUUUCAGCUGAACAGUCUAGCGGCAACUGCUAUGAUGCUAGGCUCACCACUGAAGCUUUUGUAUGGGGUUCUAACAUCCUUAAGCUUGAGGACAUUGUAUCUGUAUCAUACAAUUCUGGACUCCGGCAUUUCACUGUGCAUGCAUGCCCUCUUGAAAAAAGAUCCAUUGGUCUUUCCUGCUUUAUGAAGCCUAGAAGAUCCCAAAAGGACUUACGAUUCCUAUCUGCAGCUCCCCAUGAGGCCUUUCAGUGGGUUAAUGGUUUUGCAGAUCAACAAUGCUAUGUAAAUCUGUUACCUCACCCCAUGGCAUCUAGCAAGAAGCAUUCUUCUGAACUCAUUCCAUUUGAUGCCAUGCUUGAUCCUUAUGUGAAAUGUCGAUCUCCACCAAAGAUACUUGUCAUCUUGAAUCCUCGAUCUGGACAUGGUAGAUCUAGCAAAGUUUUCCACGGGAAAGUGGAGCCCAUAUUUAAGCUUGCAGGUUUCAAGAUGGAAGUGGUUAAAACUACACAUGCCGGUCAUGCAAAAUCUCUUGUUUCAACUAUCGAUUUCAGUACCUGUCCAGAUGGAAUUGUAUGCGUGGGUGGCGAUGGAAUUGUUAAUGAGGUGCUCAAUGGUCUUCUGUGCAGAGAUGAUCAAAAUGAGUCAGUCUCCAUUCCAAUCGGUAUAAUACCUGCAGGGUCUGAUAACUCACUAGUGUGGACAGUCUUGGGUGUUAAAGAUCCAAUUUCUGCGGCAUUGUCAAUUGUCAGGGGAGGUUUUACACCUAUUGAUGUUUUUUCUGUUGAAUGGAUUCAGAGUGGCACUACUCAUUUUGGAACAACUGUAUCAUAUUUUGGUUUUGUUAGCGAUGUUCUUGAACUCUCAGAGAAAUACCAGAAGCGUUUUGGUCCACUCCGUUACAUUGUAGCUGGUUUUCUGAAAUUCUUGUGCUUGCCCAAAUACAGUUUUGAACUGGAGUACCUUCCAGUAUCGAAUGCUGAUGGACCUGAGCAUAAAACUGUGGAAGGGCAAGAAAAGGUUGACACAUCGGACCUCUAUGAUGAUGUAGUUCAGAGGUCAAGAGCAGAAUGUUUACCACGUGCCUCAAGUUUAUCUAGCAUUGAUUCGGUCAUGUCUACAAGUAUAAUGUCUGGGGGAGAACCGGAGGUUUCUAGUCCCCAUGCUAAUAAUGAACCCUCUGAACUUGUCCGUGCACUUGACCCGAAAUCAAAACGCCUGUCAUUAGGGAGGACGAGUACUUUCAAAGAACCAGAAGAAGUGCUCCAUCCUCAGGCCUCGACUCCUAGUUGGUGUAGAUCCAAAUCAAAGUCAAGGACAGAAAAAGCAUGGCCAGGUUUGACUACUACAAAUGAUACGAAGUCGUCUAGGGGCACUACAACGCAUGAUAAAGAAGACACAUCGUCCACAGUUUCAGAUCCUGGACCUGCAUGGGAUACAGGACCCAAGUGGGAUAUGGAACCUAAAUGGGAUAAUCAACAUAACUGGGAAUCUGAGACUCCCAUUGAGCUACAUGGUCCAUCAGAUGACAUCGAGCUUGGUCUGACUAAGGAACUGGUGCCAAGCUUAGAUGAAAGAUGGGUUGUUAGGAAAGGGCGUUAUCUUGGUGUAUUGGUUUGCAACCAUUCAUGCAAGACUGUGCAGAGUUUAAGUUCCCAGGUUGUUGCUCCCAAGGCUGAAUAUGAUGACAAUUGUCUGGACCUGCUGUUGGUUGGCGGAAGUGGGAGGCUGAGGUUAUUAAGAUUUUUGGUGCUUUUGCAGUUUGGAAAACACAUUUCUCUUCCACAUGUCGAAUAUUUAAAGGUAAAAUCCGUGAGACUCAAGGCCGGCCCAAAUACACAUGAUGGAUGUGGUAUUGAUGGUGAACUACUCCAUGUCAAGGGGCAAGUUCGCUGUAGUUUGCUACCUCAGCAAUGUCGCUUGAUCGGCAGGCCAGCCCAAAACCCUGUACAGUAGCUGUAAAUACAUUACUCUGCAUCCUGCAGCCCCAAGGUCUGCCUGGAAUCUUGCACCUGUACCACCGGCAGUGUCGUGGGAUUUGUGUCCCGUGUCCAGAACAGCAGUGCUGACAGACAGGCACGCAGACCCAGGGAUGUACAUAUGUGCCUGUGAUUAGUAAAAGUGCUGGAUGGUGACAUUUAUCCAAGAAAUGUAAAGCCUAUCAACAACCUGUUGUGCAUCUGUUCUUUUCGCCUUUACUUGAGCUGAUAUCUGAUGUAGCCAUCCUGAUCAGUGUACUUGGGGUUUAGAACAUCACAGCGCUCACCCCAGGUAUGUGCGGUUGUUUGGCUGUCCCUGUUUGUGCUAUUGUCUGGAGGUCCCUGCUGCCGGCAACAUGAUGCUUGUUAGCCCCCAUUAAAGGGACAAAGCACCUCCGAUGCAAUGUCCCUGAUCAGUUUGUAGUGUUUACAGAAGUGUGAAUAAGGUUUUCUAUCAUGUCGGGUUCCCAGUACAGUAUAGGAUUUGAACGACAAGAAAAAGGAAGAAGAUAUUUGUAGUGCUGCUGCCUCUUUCACCUUGUAACUCUUUUUCACCUGUUUAUUGUGAUUGUGAUGUAUUAAGUUGUAAUUUGCUCGAAUUGUCUGCCAUAAACGACUUGGAUCAUAUAACUUGUUGAAGAUAAACUUGCCGAUAUGUUUUGUGUGUUGUUCUCUGCUGGGUAAUAAGAAACAUGGUUUGAUGUAUC
Brachypodium distachyon (stiff brome) is the source of this 3484-nucleotide messenger RNA. Its product is annotated as sphingoid long-chain bases kinase 1. Lineage: Eukaryota; Viridiplantae; Streptophyta; Magnoliopsida; Poales; Poaceae. Gene Ontology annotation, molecular function: kinase activity. The transcript is spliced from 9 exons. The record is from RefSeq and is a predicted model, not a curated record. Gene Ontology annotation, cellular component: intracellular membrane-bounded organelle; membrane; cytoplasm. The coding region runs from base 508 to 2754 and encodes 748 amino acids. Gene Ontology annotation, biological process: sphingosine biosynthetic process.